Ziziphus jujuba (common jujube) is the source of this 2973-nucleotide messenger RNA. RefSeq names its product LRR receptor-like serine/threonine-protein kinase IOS1. Bases 176 to 2839 code for a protein of 887 amino acids. The transcript is spliced from 13 exons. The record is from RefSeq and is a predicted model, not a curated record. Gene Ontology annotation, biological process: protein phosphorylation. NCBI's taxonomy places the organism in Eukaryota, Viridiplantae, Streptophyta, Magnoliopsida, Rosales, Rhamnaceae. Gene Ontology annotation, molecular function: protein binding; protein kinase activity; ATP binding.
ACGUAGCCAGAUUAUAAUUUUUUUUUUUUUUUUUUUGGGGUAAUGACCACCCUGAAUAUAUUUAUGAAUUAAUUUUAAAUGUAUGAUAUAUAGUACAUAUGGUUUAAUAAGAUGGUAAUCGUUAAUUCACAGCUUUGUUAAACUUGAUAAUAUUCCAAGCAAGAUCAAUGAUAGUAUGAUAAUGUCGGGGAUUUUCAAGCUGCUUGGUGUUUUUCUUAUUAUUCUUCUAGUUGAUGCCCAUGAUCAGACAGGCUUCAUCAGCAUAGAUUGCGGCCGACCUCAUGUUUCGAACUACAGUGAGAAGACAACAGGGUUAGUCUACAUUCCAGACACAACCUUGACAGACAGUGGUGAAAGUAAAUCCAUCUUGGACAUGUACAAAUACGACAAUCAACAGCAGCUUUGGUAUCUAAGGAGCUUUUCCGACGGAUCGAUUAGGAACUGUCACAAAAUACAUAUUAAAAAUGGUGAUAAAUAUUUGAUCCGAGCAGGCUUCUUGUACGGGAAUUAUGAUGGCCAAGAGAAAUCGUUACCAAUAAAAUUCGAUCUGCGUCUUGGAGCCAAUGUAUGGGAUUCAGUAGAGGUGGAAGAUUCAGCUACUUACAUAGUGAAGGAACUCAUACACGUUCCUCUCCAAAACUAUUUAUAUAUAUGCCUCCUCAACACUGGCUCUGGUACUCCCUUUAUAUCAUCAAUAGAAUUAAGGCCUUUGGGUAAGGAAUUGUAUGAAACUCAACUGGGUUCCUUGGCAUUGGUCAAUCGCUUGGACACUGGUCCAAUAUAUACUAAACCUUACAGGUAUCCUGUGGAUGACUAUGAUCGUUUUUGGUAUUCACAUCGGGACGGGAAUUGGACAAAUAUAAGUACCAUGCUUCCUUUUGAUGACUCUGAUCAUGACCAUGAGGGAUCAAUCCAACUGCCAGCAGUUGUCAUGAGCACUGCUGCGACGCCCAAAAUUGCAAAAGCAUCAUUGGAAUAUGAACUGCCGAGUACCGAUCAUACUGCUUCUUCCCCUGCAUAUUAUGUGUACAUGCACUUUGCUGAAAUCCAAGACCUCCAAACCAACCAGUCUAGAGAAUUUACAGUUUCCUAUAAUGGAAAUAUCUACUUUGAGGAUUAUUCUCCUAAGUAUUUGCAAGCAACUACCUUGUCCAUCGAUGGUGUAAUUGGAGGUCAACACUUGGUAAUCUCUAUGACUGCUAAUUCAACCCUUCCUCCCAUCAUCAAUGCCAUCGAGGUUUAUGUGGUCAAGGAGUUCUUUGUCUCGGACACCGAUGAAAAAGAUGCUGACGCCAUCACAAAAAUAAAGUCAACUUAUGGAAUAGAGAGAAAUUGGAAAGGGGAUCCAUGCAUCCCUAAAAUCUACUUGUGGGAAGGUCUAAACUGCAGCUAUGCUGAUAGUAAUGAUCCUCCAAGAAUCAUAUCCUUGAACUUGUCCUCAAGUGGAUUAACAGGGAAGAUACCUCUUGCUAUAUCCGAUCUCUCUAUGCUAGAAGUUCUGGACCUAUCGAACAACAAUUUUACAGGACCAGUGCCAGAGUUUCUAUCUAAUUUGCAAAACUUAAGAGUUUUAAACUUGGAGAAAAACGAUCUAAAUGGCUCAAUUCCAGUUCAGCUAAUAGAGAGACAGAAUGAUGGUUCUCUAAAAUUAGAUGUGGACCAAAAUCCAAAUCUAUGUAUUUCAGAUUCAUGCAAAAGGAAGACAGAGAAAAAUGCUGUCAACAUUGUUCCAAUAGUAGCGUCAAUUGCUGGAGCCUUUGUCCUCUUAUUAACCGUGAUGGCAAUCUAUUGGGCCUUUAAAAGGAAACAGAAACCUAGUGAUAAAACAGAUGAAAAAUCGAUCACUGAAUACGGGACAGUGGAGUCGAUGAAACAACAAUUUACAUGGGCAGAGAUACAGAGCAUAACCAACAACUUUGAGAGGGUUCUUGGUAAAGGUGGAUUUGGAACAAUUUACCAUGGCUACAUAAAUAACGAUACUCAAGUUGCUGUCAAAGUGUUGUCUGCAUCAUCAUUUCGAGGAUAUCAACAAUUUCAUGCUGAGGUUAGUCUUCUGAUGAGAGUGCAUCAUAGAAAUUUGACAGCCCUUGUUGGAUAUUGUAAUGAUGGAAAUAACGCAUGCCUCAUAUAUGAGUACAUGGCAAAUGGGAAUUUAAAAACACAUAUUUCAGGUGGCAGUUCAAGUAACAUCUUGAAAUGGGAAGACAGACUUCGAAUAGCAAUUGAGGCAGCACAAGGACUGGAGUAUCUGCACGAUGGUUGUAAGCCUCCAAUAGUCCACAGAGACGUGAAAUCUACAAAUAUCUUGUUAAAUGAAAAUUUCCAAGCCAAACUAUCUGAUUUUGGCCUAUCCAAGAUAUUUCCUAAUAGUGGUAAGACUUAUGUAUCCACAGGAGUUGCUGGCACUCCCGGGUAUCUUGACCCUGAGUACACCAUAACAAAUAGAUUAAAUGAGAAGAGUGAUGUUUAUGGCUAUGGAGUUGCAUUGCUGGAGAUUAUUACAGGUAGACCUCCGAUAGAUAAAUCCCAUGAGAAGGCUCAUAUAACAACAUGGGUCAGUUCCAUGCUUGCCAUAGGAGACAUUACUAGUAUUGUUGAUAGCAAGCUACAAGGAAACUUUGAUACAAACUCUGUCUGGAAAGCUCUUGAAACAGCUAUGGCAUGUGUAUCCCAAACUUCAACAAGAAGGCCGACCAUGAAUCAGGUAGUGGCGGAACUAAAGGACUGCUUGGCUACUGAACGGGCUCGUGAAAGCAAGGGCGAUGACAGCGGGUUUAAGGAUUCAAUUGAAUUGGUUUCUUUGAAUUUGACAUCUGAGCUGAAUCCCCUGGCUAGGUAGGACUUCUCCCCAAAAGAUAGUACAUCCUUGGGGCCGAGUUUAGCUGAGAACUUGUUUGAGAUUUUUAUUCUUUCUUUUCUUUCAUCUGGUUGUGUAAUGCACGGUUUCUUCGUAAGGAAAUUACUUUAGAUUAA